ACAAUAUGAAUACUUUCGUCGACUGGUAUACGAAAGCGAUAUUCAGUGUAUUGAUAAACUACGCAUGGAUCGCCAAUGUUUCCAUAGUUUAUGCCAAUUGCUAACCAUUACCGGUGGUUUGCGUGGUACAAGAAAUGUUUUGGUUGAGGAGAUGAUCGCAAUGUUUUUGAAUAUUGUGGCACACCAUGUCAAGAAUAGGGUAAUUAAGUUUGAUUUCGUCCGAUCUGCCGAAACAGUUAGUCGGCAUUUCCAUGCCGUUUUAAAGGCUAUCACUCUUUGUCAUAAAGUGUUAUUAAAGAAACCAGAACCUGUCCUCGAGGAUUCAAUUGAUUUUCGGUGGAAAUGGUUCAAGAAUUGCCUUGGAGCACUAGAUGGAACACAUAUCAAAGUAAAUGUGCCUAAAGCUGAUCGACCAAGAUAUAGAACAAGAAAAUCAGAAAUCACCACUAAUGUACUCGCUGUUUGUAGCCAAGAUAUGCAAUUCAUAUAUGUCUUAUCUGGUUGGGAGGGCUCGGCGCAUGAUGGUCGAGUUCUUAGAGAUGCGGUUACAAAACCUAAUGGAUUGAAGGUUCCAAAUGGUUUUUACUAUUUGGUUGAUUCUGGCUAUGCAAAUUGCCCUGGAUUUCUUGCACCUUUUCGAGGGCAACGUUAUCAUUUGAGUUCUUGGGCAGAUGGACGUCAACCUCGCACGGCUCAAGAGUUUUUUAAUAUGAAACAUGCUAGUGCGAGAAAUGUAAUAGAGAGAACUUUUGGUCUUCUAAAAAUUCGAUGGAAAAUCCUUGCGAGUCCAAGCUUCUACAAUAUAGCAACUCAAAGGCGCAUAAUUAAUGCAUGUUGCUUAUUACACAACUUCAUUCGGAAAGAGAUGGAAGAAGACCCUGCGGAAUCUGAAAUCGAUAAUUUAAUGUUAGGGGAAAACACAGAAGAUGAUGUUGACAACAUCACAGCUGUUGAUCCAACAGAUGAAUGGACCCAAUUUAGGAAUGACAUGGCAGUGGACAUGUUUAAUACAUGGCGAUCAACUUGAUUUUGAUAUUUAAUAUAUAUGUACUCAAAACUAAACUUGUGAUGUGGUGAUCUUUCUAGUAAUUGAUUUUCGAUAAUUAUUAUCUAUGUAUGUGUAAUUCACAGCUUUUCUAUGUCGUGUUUGUGGUGUUUGUACUGAUAAUUUGUCUGUAUGUAUUGAAGAAGAA
This is a messenger RNA of Dioscorea cayenensis subsp. rotundata (Guinea yam), 1193 nucleotides long. RefSeq names its product protein ALP1-like. The transcript is spliced from 3 exons. The coding region runs from base 65 to 1027 and encodes 320 amino acids. The record is from RefSeq and is a predicted model, not a curated record. NCBI's taxonomy places the organism in Eukaryota, Viridiplantae, Streptophyta, Magnoliopsida, Dioscoreales, Dioscoreaceae.